AUGGGUUCGAUUCAAAAUACUGUUUACUACUGUUGUGUAUCAAGGGGUAAUCGGAUCCUUUAUGUAUACAGUGGUGGAGAUGGUGAAAUUGAGAAUUUGGCUACUUUGUGCUUGGAAAAGACUCCUCCUUUUCAUAGGUGGUAUUUUGAGACAGUGGGCAAAAGGACUUAUGGGUUCCUAAUUGAAGAUGGGCAUAUUUAUUUCACAAUUGUUGAUGAGACUCUGGGAAACCCUGGUGUUCUUCAGUUUCUAGAGCAUUUGAGAGACGAAUUCAAGAAGGUAGCCAGGAAGGGUUCCAGGGGAAGUUUGUCAAGUAUGAGCUCUGUUGGCAUACAAGAACAGUUAGUUCCUGUUAUCCACCGCUUGAUCACCUCCUUGGAGAAUGUUUCUCAGAGUGGUAGUAAUUGGACAGCUGAAACUUCCCUGUCACUUCAUGCUGGUCUUUCUCCAUCACCAAGUGGUGCAAACGGACAAACUGAAGUUGCCACUUCUACAAAAGCCCCUCUAUUGGGGAAGCCUAACAAGCAAGAUAAGAAGAAAUCAAAAGAUCAUGUUAUUGCUAUGAGAGACAUUGAGUUGGAGGAACAUAGGAAAUCUACGGAUAGAGGUGUCAAUAUUGACUCAGCAAAUUCAGAUUCUAAUAGCCAUGCUGGAGCAGGUUCUUCAAUUGCAUUACAAAAAGAUUUGGGCUCAAUGAGGAUUAGGUCAGGCUCUCAAGGCAUUCGAAAGAAGUGGUGUCGCCAAGUGCGAAUCGUCCUUGCCAUUGAUGCGGCUGUUUGUGUAAUACUGUUUGUGAUAUGGUUAUUGAUAUGUAAUGGUAUUGCGUGCAUCCGUUGA
Messenger RNA from Prunus armeniaca (apricot), 837 nucleotides. NCBI's taxonomy places the organism in Eukaryota, Viridiplantae, Streptophyta, Magnoliopsida, Rosales, Rosaceae. The record is from the annotation of a GenBank genome assembly.